AUGCAAGCUAAAAUUAUAUAUGCUCUGAGCGCAAUUUCUACGCUGAUACCAUUAGGAUCAUCACUAUUAGCACCUAUAGAGGACCCCAUAGUGUCAAACAAAUACCUCAUAUCCUACAUCGAUGAGGGCAACUGGAGUGAUAGAAUAUUAAAAAAUCAGUCUGCCAUGAACUCAGGGUAUAUCGUAAAUAUGGGUGGCGAUCUCGAAUGCUUUAUUCAAAAUGCAAGUACUCAAUUGAACGAUGUAUUGGAAAACUCAGAUGAGUAUAGCAAUAGUGAAAAGGCAGCAUUACUAACCAAUACCCUGAAUCAAGGCGUUACAACGAUUUUUGAUAAACUAAAUGAACGAUGCAUCUUCUACCAGGCUGGAUUUUGGAUUUAUAAGUACUGUCCUGGCAUAGAAUUUGUUCAGUUUCAUGGUAAAGUAAAUACACAAACUGGUGAAAUCGUCAAUCGAGAUGAAUCUUUGGUUUACCGGCUGGGAAAACCAAAGGCAAAAUUAGACGAGAGAGAAUUCGAAUUACUUUAUGACGAUGUGGGAUAUUACAUUAGUGAAAUUAUAGGCUCAGGUGAUACUUGCGAUGUGACCGGGACUGAAAGAAUGGUUGAAAUACAAUAUGUCUGUGGUGGCUCAAACUCUGGACCAGCAACCAUCCAAUGGGUGAGGGAAACAAAAAUUUGUGUUUAUGAAGCCCAAGUUACCAUACCUGAAUUGUGCAAUUUAGAAUUAUUAGCUAAAAAUGAAGACCAAAAAAAUGCCUCACCUAUACUUUGUAGGACGCCCGACAAAUCAAAAAUUGACAGUAACUCUAUCGAUUUAAUCACUGAAUAUGAGCCGAUUUUUUUAGGCUCUGGAGUAUACUUUCUAAGGCCCUUUAAUACUGAUGAGAGAGUCAAAUUAAUGGUUACUGAUAAUGCGAUGUCUAAUUGGGAUGUAAUUACCGACACGUAUUACCAGAAAUUUGGAAAUGCCAUAAACAAAAUGCUUAGCUUGAGAUUAGUAUCGUUACCUAAUGGACAUAUUCUCCAGCCUGGUGAUUCAUGUGUUUGGUUGGCGGAAGUGGUUGAUAUCAAAGACCAAUUGCAAACCAUUUUAUCGUUGAACAUACUUAAUUCACAAAGGGCAGAGAUAUUUUUUAACAAGACAUUUACGUUCAAUGAAGAUAACGGAAACUUUAUAUCAUACAAGAUUGGGGAUCCUGACCUGUCAACUGAACUUAGCCAAAUAACCCGCUCAAGUAAAGGAGACACAAAAACAGAAAACACUCAGUCUGAAGAACUCUCAAUUAGUCCCGAUAGCGAGCUGCUCUUAAGGCUUUCAAAGGAAAUAACGGAAGUGAAGGAACUAUUAAACGAAAUCGUAAGUCCACAUGAAAUGGAAGUGAUAUUUGAAAACAUGAGAAAUCAACCGAAUAAUGAUUUUGAACUGGCACUGAUGAACGGAUUGAAACCCUUAUUAAAUGUUGGAAGUGAUGAGAACAUAAAUGGGGAGAGAGACCAUGCAGGAAUUAAUGACGAUGAAAGUACCAAAAAUGGCGGCAAGAAGAAAGAAACUGCUACCGAUCCAAGUAGAGAUAUUACAGAAGCUGAUCCUGAAACGAUGGAGAAUACUAAACCGGAGGUAACAGACGUUACGUCUGAUGUUUCCAUCAACCAUGAUGAGCUUUAA
Saccharomyces paradoxus is the source of this 1668-nucleotide messenger RNA. It is a transcript of the gene YOS9, whose product is annotated as Yos9p. Gene Ontology annotation, biological process: retrograde protein transport, ER to cytosol; endoplasmic reticulum unfolded protein response. The transcript has a single exon. The record is from RefSeq and is a predicted model, not a curated record. Lineage: Eukaryota; Fungi; Ascomycota; Saccharomycetes; Saccharomycetales; Saccharomycetaceae. Bases 1 to 1668 code for a protein of 555 amino acids. Gene Ontology annotation, cellular component: endoplasmic reticulum lumen.